GGCGGAAGUGGCGACGCUGGCAUCCCAGGAGCUCCCGGCCGGCGGCAGUGACGGCCCCGGCGCUGACGGCGGCGGCCCGGGGGGCGGCGUGGACGCCCGCGGCGCCGGCUGGGGCAUCACCGCGGGCCUGGACCCCGAAAUGGCACUGCUGGCCGAGCACCUGCUGAAGCCGCUGCCCGCGGACAAGCAGAUCGAGACCGGGCCCUUCCUGGAGGCGGUGUCCCACCUGCCGCCCUUCUUCGAUUGCCUUGGCUCCCCGGUGUUUAUGCCCAUCAAGGCAGACAUAAGUGGCAACAUCACGAAAAUCAAAGCUGUGUAUGACACCGACCCAGCCAAGUUCCGGACCCUGCAGAACAUUCUGGAGGUGGAGAAAGAGAUGUAUGGAGCAGAAUGGCCCAAAGUGGGGGCUACGCUGGCACUUCUGUGGCUGAAAAGAGGCCUUCGCUUUAUCCAGGUCUUCCUGCAGAGCAUCUGUGAUGGGGAACGGGACGAGAACCACCCCAACCUCAUCCGCGUCAAUGCCACCAAGGCCUACGAGAUGGCUCUUAAGAAGUACCACGGCUGGAUCGUGCAGAAGAUCUUCCAGGCAGCGCUCUAUGCUGCUCCCUACAAGUCUGACUUCCUGAAGGCGCUGUCCAAGGGGCAGAACGUGACGGAAGAGGAGUGCCUGGAGAAGAUCCGCCUCUUCCUGGUCAACUAUACGGCCACCAUCGAUGUCAUCUACGAAAUGUACACCAAGAUGAAUGCCGAGCUCAACUACAAAGUGUAGGCGCCGCUCACCUGGAACAGGCUAUCCUGAAUCACUGUGAAUCAAGCCAGCCCAGCCCCCAGAGCCACCCCAGGCCAGCCGGGGCCCUCAGAGGGGGUGGCCCUGGUUUUUCUGUGGUUGUUGUUUUGUUUUUGAAAUCAUGUUUUGGGGCCCAUCCUAAUGAAGCAAUAGAUACCCAUCUUCCUUCCAACUUGCCCUUGACUUUCACAACGAUGCAGACCAGCAUUCUUGUGUGGUACGCACCAAUUAACGUUGCUAAUAAAUUGACUCCUAGGGUUUUUUGGGGGGUUUUGGGGGUUUGAUUUUUCCUCCCAACCCAGAAUCCAAGCUGAAGAUCAAGCAAACCUGGCACCCUUACAAGGAUCUAGCCUCAUGAUGUUUUGUAUUAUUUUAAGGACCAUGAACAGGUUUGAUUGGAAAUCACGUAGGUUUUUUUUUUUUUCCCACAAAAACAGACUGUGUGUCCUCAUGAAGUAUGUAGCAUGCACAGUCCCAUUUCUAUAAACCCUACUCCCUCUGUCUUCCCAGAGAGCUUUUUCUUUUUUUAAAUGGCUGAAAGCCACCAGCAAGCCUUUUCCAGCAAAUGGCCAUACCUGACUGCGUUCUUCAGGGUCAGCUUUUCUAGCCUCAGAGACCACCGACCCGGGACUCCUGUGGAGGAAGAAUGUGGGCCACCAGCUGCAGAAACCCAAGAAACCACCUCGCUGCCUUAGAACUCUUCCUGGCAAUAAAGAGAGCUGUUUGGUUUUUUUUCUCUUUUCUUUUUCUUUUUUUGUAUCGGGGAAAAUAAAGUAACCCCAAAAGAAUUGAUGUGGUUUUUUUUAAAAAACAAAAAACAAAAACCCAAUGAGGAACAAUUGGUGAUUUUUAUGCAGAAACUAAAUAAUUCUUAACAAAUAAAUCUAUAUUUUGGAAUCA
This is a messenger RNA of Perognathus longimembris pacificus (Pacific pocket mouse), 1687 nucleotides long. RefSeq names its product glycolipid transfer protein (gene Gltp). Gene Ontology annotation, molecular function: ceramide 1-phosphate transfer activity; ceramide 1-phosphate binding. Gene Ontology annotation, biological process: intermembrane lipid transfer; ceramide transport. The transcript is spliced from 5 exons. The record is from RefSeq and is a predicted model, not a curated record. Gene Ontology annotation, cellular component: cytoplasm; cytosol; membrane. Lineage: Eukaryota; Metazoa; Chordata; Mammalia; Rodentia; Heteromyidae. Bases 140 to 769 code for a protein of 209 amino acids.